Messenger RNA from Durusdinium trenchii, 1533 nucleotides. NCBI's taxonomy places the organism in Eukaryota, Dinophyceae, Suessiales, Symbiodiniaceae. The record is from the annotation of a GenBank genome assembly.
CGUGGAAUCUGGGCAACAUGUGCAAUUGCAGCAUAUCUCACUAGCUAACUGCUACUUGUAGCAAGUUGGUACCAAAUGCCAAUUUGCUUCGUAGAAGCAGGGGUGGGUCAAACUGCAAAAUUGUGAGAGCUCUCACAGCGCGAGCGAGGGUCCUCAGAUAUCGAACAGUUUUGCACUGCUCCAACACGGGCGCUUGUCCGAAGGAAGCUGUGUGUGAUGAUUUUGAUGGCCAAUGAAAGACAGACAUAGAAGACCUUUUUCCGCUGCUUUAAACUCCAAAUGAAGAGACUUCUGUUUCAUUGGCUCAAGAUGUGCUGAUUCAUCAGAGUUUGGUGCCUACCGGGCCUACUGCCAUUGCAUCUUAGUUCGUUUGCUCCAGGCACCCUCUUUCGUCACCAUGGGCGCGACGUGUUGCAAGACCGACACCGCCCCAAGCUCGGAUGCAACCGUUGAGGCGCGGCCGGCCUUGGAUAGCUCCUUGGCGCUGCCCUUGGUGACAGGUGGCACUACGGAGAAGGAACGACUUUACACCGUGAAGCUCACAAAAUCAGGUGACCGAAAGCUGGGCCUUGAUGUGGACUUCAUGGCAGAAAGAAAAGUCUUACCCAUCAUGACAGUCACUGGUGGGGUGGCGGAGAUCUGGAAUCAAGAACAUCCCGAGCUUCAAAUCAGUAAAGGUGACAGCAUCUUGAAGGUGAAUGGAGUAACCGGUGACGUGGCCGCGAUGCUGGACAGGUGCAAGACAGAUAUGGAACUUGAGUUAACUCUAUGCAAAUGCCUCAACUUCGAGUACCUCGUCGUAGACUUGGAAAAACUAAUUACCAGCAAGGGCUGUGGGCCGCUCAUGCUUCGUCUUUCGUGGCAUCACAAGUGCAUUUUCUAUGCCGGCGAAAAGCCCCAUGGUAUUCCCUGGCUUGAGGCGGCCAGGGGAUUUCUCAAGGCGAUUUCACAGAAGUAUGUGCCCAGACUGAUCUCCCAUGCAGACUUGGCAGCCUUGGCGGCAAAUACAGCCAUUAAGGCCCUAGGAGGCCCAGAAAUUCCAACACGCUUUGGCCGGCUAGACAUCAGGAGUGAGGAUGAUGUAAUGUUGCCGGAUGGUGAGAAGGAUGCCAAGUACAUCAGAGACGUUCUGGGCCCAAAGGGCCUCGAAGAGAAGGCCAUGGUGGCAGUGCUUGGGGCAAAUGUUUGCGGAAUGUGUCACGUUGAGGGUGCUGACUUUGGAGCCAGAAGAUUUGAUAAUUCGUACUUCAAGGAUUUGCUCACCAAGCAGUGGGAACAAGAGACAAGCCAAAAUGGCACGCCUCAGUUCAGGUGUGGAGAUGCAGUCAUGAUGUCUACUGAUAUGGCUCUUGUAAACGAUCCAAACUUUAAGGUGCAUGUGCAACAGUAUGCAGCUGAUGAGAAGCUUUGGCUCGAUGAAUUUACCAAAGCCUGGGUGCAGCUGCAAGAACACAUUACAUCGGAAUGGCGAGAUAUUUUGUAGGCACCACGACUGAAGACAACGACUCGACAGACUUGCCGAAGCGCAAAACA